Messenger RNA from Podarcis lilfordi (Lilford's wall lizard), 819 nucleotides. The record is from the annotation of a GenBank genome assembly. NCBI's taxonomy places the organism in Eukaryota, Metazoa, Chordata, Lepidosauria, Squamata, Lacertidae.
AUGCGGCUGGCGGUUCGCGAAGUCCAGGCGCUCAUGCCACCACACAGCAUCUUCCUCACGAUCCUGCGCCACCCUGUUCAAACGUUCGAGUCCGUCUUCCACUACUACCUCAACGUCGUGCCUGCCUUCCAGAUGCUGGCCAACCACUCCAGGCCGCUGAUGGCUUUCCUGGAGGCGUCGGCUCGCUACUACGAUGCCAGGGAUGCCAGUAAUGGGCUGGCCAAAAACCCCAUGGCCUUUGACCUAGGCCUGAACGCCAGUCAGGAAGAAGCGCCGAGUGGCCGGUGGCUGGGAGAGCUGGAAAGGCUGAAUCGGACUUUUCAGCUGGUGAUGAUCGCGGAGCACUUUGACGAGUCGCUCCUCCUGGCGAGGGAGCUGCUGGGGCUGGACAUGGAAGAGCUGGUGUACGUCAGGCUCAACGUGCGCCACAAAGAGGGCGAGCCUCUGCCCAAGGCGCUGGUGCAGAAGAUCCAGGCCUGGAACUGGUUGGACAUGCAGAUCUACAGGUUUUUCCAGGGCGUUUUCUGGCACAAGGUGGAGCGCUAUGGCUACAUGCGCAUGAAGAGGGAGUUGGACACCUUCCAUGCGCUGCUCAGGGAGACGGGGGCCAGGUGCCUGUCGGGGGAGCCUGUAGGACCUGAGCGCAUGACCGAUGAGCUGCGGCCUUGGCAGCCGGGCAGUGUCACCAUUCUGGGCUACAGCCUCAAACAGAACCUCACCUAUGCCCAGUACAACGGCUGCUUCCGUAUCAUCCUGCCCGAGCUCCAGUAUCACGCUUACCUCUAUUACAGGCAAUAUGGGAGGGACAUGCGCCCUUAG